Symsagittifera roscoffensis is the source of this 5034-nucleotide messenger RNA. Its product is annotated as ankyrin repeat domain-containing protein 11-like. Gene Ontology annotation, molecular function: protein binding. The record is from RefSeq and is a predicted model, not a curated record. Bases 42 to 4736 code for a protein of 1564 amino acids. The transcript is spliced from 17 exons. Lineage: Eukaryota; Metazoa; Xenacoelomorpha; Acoela; Convolutidae.
CUAAUUGUUGUGAUAAACUUAUUAAAUAGAUCAAUCAAAAAAUGUCUGAUGAAGAAAAUAACAUGCCUCACGGGGCGCCAGUUGACAUUGAUUGUACACAGGACGUUUGGGGCAUUGGAUCUCUUCCUGUUCUUGACAACAGUAUGGCAACCGAAACAUCGACACUUGAUCUGUCAAGUGUAACAAAACCACUGGCCUGGUUGAAGCUCAUUUCCACGGGGUCUGUGUCAAACGUGCCUCCGGAUCUUCCCAAAGUUGUGGAAAUAUUUUCAGGUACAACUACAUUUGGCCGUGGAGCUUCUGACUACCAAUUCAAACUUCCGUCGCUGUCAAGGAACCAUGCAGUUAUUGAGGACAUUGACUUUGGAGGGGAGAGGAGACUCUUAGGGGUUCGGGACCUGGGCAGCAGAAAUGGAACAUUCGUCAACAAGAAACGACUGGGGAAGAAACUGAAAGUUCUAGAAGAUGGAGAUCACGUUCGCUUUGGAGAUGUCGAAUUUCUGUUCACUAGCGAAGCGACAAAGAAAAGCGAGAAUGCAGUAGCUGCCCGGAUCAGCGAUGAAGUACAAUUGACGUUGUCAAGUCGGAAACGUAAACUUCCAUCAGCCGAUAUGACAAACAGCGUUUCAUCAGGUUCACCGAUCAGAAACGGAGAUCUACAAAUGUUACCCAGCAGUUCAAUUGUACUUCCUGCAUCGUCGGGAGCCAAAAAAGCGACUGUUCCAGACAGCAGAAGUAGACAUUCAUUGUUUUUCGUAGAUUCGCCGCGAGCUUCGCUAAAUGUUUUCGAUGAUUCAGCUGAGAAUCUGAACAAUUUGGUUUCCUUCGAGCGAAGUAGUAAACGUCUAGUAGAAGAGACGUUUUGUGACGUUGACCCUGAUAACGCGGAAGACAAUGAAGAUGACGAUCAGGAUGAUGAGAAGAUAAUUUGUUCGAGUGGUUCGGCUGAACUCAAUUUGAACAACUUCAAGUUCAAAGAUGAACAAAAUAGUAAGAGCGUAUCGGUUUCGAGUAAUUCGUCCAAAAGAAAUAGCUUAGAACUAAAAGACUGCAAUUUUGAAUCGAAAUUGGAAAACGACAGAGGAAUUAAUCUGCAUAAAAGUCUGUUUCUCCGAAAUAAUCUAAACGAGGUGAAGGAGUCGCCGUUAGUAAAAUUAAUUGAAAGAUCUUCCUACGAGUCCAUUAGCAUAGCGGAAUCUCCACCAGCAGACGACACUGUUAUUGUGAGCGAGACCAUGUCUUCGAAUGAGAAUUUAGCUCUGAUGUCUCCGUAUAGUAGAAAUGCAAUUUUCAAGCAGCCGAUUUCGAAUGCAUAUGAAAAAACAGAGUCGAGCUCGUUUGAAAAAAUAGUGAUUAAUGAAACUUGUUUUGACCAGUAUGUGACGUUAGAUAAUGAUGAAAUGUUAUCUGCUGAUUCGAACAACGCACAUGAGGAUGCUGCGAAAAAUGAAGAAAAUAUCAUUGAUUGCAUUGAGGAAGAGGCAAAAGAAAAAAUGGACACUGAAGUAAGUGAAAAUACCCCUAAGAAGGACAUACGUGAACUUGAUUUAAGUCCACAAAGUUCCCCUACAUCUCCAUCGAUGCUAAUGUUGCCGCAAAAUGACGGGAAGUUUUCAGACCAGAGCGAAGACCCUUUAGUUUUUCCUAGAGAGGAUAAAACUCUGGAUGAAAUUGAUGACGAAGGUUUUGCGCGGGAAGAAGAAAAUAGCAAAACGGGCGAAGUCGACCAUGAACGUGGUAUUUAUGAACAAGAAACGUUAGAUCCUUUAGGAGCAUCUAUAUCAGAGCUUGAACAUGUAGAAAAAAUAGCUGAAAUCGAAAACGUGAACGAAAAAACUUCUGAGGUACAUGUCGGUGAAAUGAAAGCAAAAAUUGUGGAAAAGGACGCGAAACGUGUUGAAGUCACUUUUUGCGACUCGGAAGAAGGGGCUUUCACUCGGCCGAGAUCAUCAUUGGUUGAACCUGAUUUUUCAGACGGUGAAGGUGAUGAGGAGGCUUCUAUUGUGACAUCGAGUCAACGAGAGUUGGCCCAUAGAACUAUUUUGUCCAUAAACACUCCGAUGAAACACAGAUUGAAGAACCGAGCAGCUCAACUGAAAGAAAAGAGAUCCAACAAGCAGCUUUACAAGGAUGCCACUGGUUGCGAGGAAAUACCGGCCACUUAUGAUGAUGACGCUCACGACACAGUCGAUCCAUUGGCAGCCUUAAAAUAUGACCUCAGUGCAAUAGACACGCUUUCAAAGAUCAAGGUCGCAAAGGCAGAGAAGAGCAAUGAAUUUGAGGAGAUAGCAGACAAGGCUAAAUUGACCGGGAGGGGAAAAGGAGCGGGAAAGAAGGCGGUAAAAGUUGCCAAAAAGAACAACAAAGCAGAAGAUAUUUUGCUCAGUCAAGAGCUGUCGAUGCCAUCUGCGAGCAGCACUAGAAUCGGCAUCAACCCCAAAUCAAACGCAAAUGAUGCCUCUAAUGAUGAAGAAAAACCUAACUUCACAGAGGCUGUUAAAACUGAAAAUGAGACCAAAAACAUAAAGUUGGAUAAAGACGAAAUAAAGGAUGAAUUUAAAAGCCAAUCAACUGAAAAGGAGAUCAAAAGUCAAAAAGGAACAAUGUCAUCCAGCAAAAAGAAAAACGCCAAAGUUUCAGUGCCUGAAGAACGCGCUAAAUCCACGAUUUCAUUGCGCCAAACCAAUCGAUCGUUGCGAGGCACUCGCAAAACGAAUAGAAACGCUUCUACAAUUGAAGCUAGUGAAAACAGCUCGAAUGAAAGUGAGUUGUCUAAACCAAAUUCAGAAGAUAAAAUUAACAAAACGAGCGAUACGACUAGUGUACGCGCUAGCAGAAGAAAAGCAGCUGUAAGUAGCAGAAAAACUAAAAUGUCUGUUGCUAAAAGUGAUUUGGAUGGAGAUUUAGAUAAUACUGAAGAUGAAGUUCUGAAAACGAAGGACGAGGAAACGAAACAAAAAGUUAUAGGAAAAGGUAAACAAAAAGGCAAGAUGUCUAACGUUGAAUUACAAUUACAAGAGAAAAAUGACAUUCAAGAGAAAGAAGCUGAUCUGAAUUCGGAUCAACUGGAGAAAGAAAAAGAAUCAACAAAAAGCGAUCAAUUCAACUCGGCAAAGGCCAGUAAAAACUCAAUUGAGUCGAAAAAUGUUCAUGAAAAUGAAACUAGUAAGCCGGAAAUCAAACCGAAACGGUCUCGGAAGACGAAAGGAAAACAACCGAAGGUGUCAGAAGAUGUAGAUGAAUCUGAGCUAAUAGUUCAAAAAAGUGACCAAGACGUGAAUAGCUGUGAAGAUAUUCGAACCGAAGCUCUUAACGCUGAUGAAACGUCUGGUCGAAACGAGAUUAUUGAAAAUGACUUAGAAAAUGACAUUCAGUAUGAUAAUGAGAAGGAUGAUAGCUCACGUAUCUCGAAUAUUCCUUCUCGUAGUCGGGAAAAAAUUCAACCGCGAAAGAAUCCCGGGGGACUUGUGGUGAAACAGGAACCGAAUACCAGUGAAUUAGAACAAGGGCAAGAUGAAGAUUGUGAAGUUUUGGAAAUUGGUGUGAAGACUACUAGACGUGUUGUGCGCGGAAGGGCUAGAGAUACGAAGUCUAGCAACGUUGCUGUGUCGAAAAAAGCAGUCAAAGCAGAAGCGGAGGAAGCAGAACCAAGUUUGACUUCAAGUCGGAGACUCGUGAGAAACUCUCCUAGCAAAGUCGUUUCUACACUAGAGAUAUACUCGCCCAAAUCGUCGCGCAAAGGCAAGAGGCAACUUAACUUAGCAAAUGACUCUAAUUCAAUUAGCAAAUCGAAGAAAUCCAAAGUCACCGCUGAGAGCUCCUCGAAAGGCAAACAGAGCGCAGAUGAAUUAGAGGGAGCGGUCAAUAAGCCGAGAAAAAAUGCCAAGUCGAGUAAAUCGAAAUUAGACACUGCAAAUAAGAACGAUUCCGACGAGGAAGAAAAGUUAAUGAAGUCGAAAGGAGGAAAAGAAGAUAGAAGCAAAACUAAAAUGGCAACUGCUGUUGUAGCUGGAGACACAAAGAAGAAGGAUAAGACUGGUUCGAAUAAACGGCUUCUUGAGACCAGUUCAAGUUCGUCAGUGACCAGCGAGCACAAUUGCGACUCGCCGAAGAGAUCCAGAUCAAGUGGGGGUCAGUCGUCUUCAUAUGUGAUGUUCACUGGCAUACAGGACAAGGAUCUCAACAAAUACAGCAAGCAACUGAAGAGUGCAUGUGGUGCUGGAAGUGUGCACCUGGGAGACGAUGUGAGCAAGUGUCAAAUCCUGGUCACUGACAAGAUCAGACGCACCCGCAAGUUCCUCUGCGCCCUGGCUAGAGCAGCCAGCAUUGUGGGAGUGGAUUGGGUCAAGGCAUGCGUCACUGCUCACGCCGUUGUCGAUGCUACUGGUUACAUUUUGAAAGACAGAGAAAACGAGAAAAAAUACAGUAUCGAUCUGGCUGCAUCCAUAGACGAAGCGCGUGAGCACAAAGGAGUCUUGAGGGGGGUUCGAAUCCACGUCACGCCAUCUGUACUUCCUCCGCCAGCAGAAAUGAAAGACAUUAUCGAGAGUGCCGGUGGCACGGUGUUGCCGAGAAUGCCAGCGACUGUGGACGACAACACUUUUGUGGUUACAACAGAAAAGGAUGCUUCGAAAAUGAAAAAAGAUUUGAUGUCUUGUUGUCGUUCGAAUGAGUUUGUGUUGAGUGCAAUAAUGUCUCAGAAAAUUGACAAAGAAAAUCAUAGAAUCGAUUUAUGAGCCGAAUGUUCACAUAAAACUGCUUUUUUUUUUCAAAAUCGCGGCCCAAAAAGUCAAAGAUUGUGUUCUGAAUUGCAUGAUAUAGCCUAAAUUGAAUUGCUAUUUGUUCUUCGUUAGAUUCCGUGGUUCUCAUUUAAGCUUCGUAUCUCUGAGGUUGUUUGAAUUAGUUAGUGAAGUUACUAAAUUGAUUUGAAAAUGAUUGAGGAUUAAACUUAAAUGAUAAAUUUUUGUUAGAAGUGUUUGUAUUUGAAUGUUUGUGAGUUGAGUUAUUCUUUGAAUUCAGCUAUAAUGAUAUCGA